AUGAAGCUGCGAGAAGGAGAGAUGUGCAUGGCUGUGGGUGGCUCUUGCGGCAAGACGGAGAUCGUGGGCGUGCGGGAAUGGAGGUUGUCUGGAGCAAGCAAGACGGGUCUCGUCAAGUGUGCCUCGGCCGAUUGGGAUAUGUACAUAAACAGUGACGAAGCCGGAAGAAAGUUAUCCGCCUCUGUGUAUAUCUUCCUGGGCCGCGAGGUCUAA
Messenger RNA from Colletotrichum higginsianum IMI 349063, 213 nucleotides. RefSeq lists its product as uncharacterized. The record is from RefSeq and is a predicted model, not a curated record. The transcript has a single exon. The coding region runs from base 1 to 213 and encodes 70 amino acids. NCBI's taxonomy places the organism in Eukaryota, Fungi, Ascomycota, Sordariomycetes, Glomerellales, Glomerellaceae.